Bufo bufo (common toad) is the source of this 3412-nucleotide messenger RNA. It is a transcript of the gene FRRS1L, whose product is annotated as ferric chelate reductase 1 like. The record is from RefSeq and is a predicted model, not a curated record. Gene Ontology annotation, biological process: regulation of glutamate receptor signaling pathway. The transcript has 5 exons. Lineage: Eukaryota; Metazoa; Chordata; Amphibia; Anura; Bufonidae. Bases 145 to 1071 code for a protein of 308 amino acids.
AGAUGUUCACUUGCUUGGCUGUUCUCAGAACUCCAUAGAAAUGAAUGGAGCUUGCUGGGAGUCGUAGUCUCCCCACAGCUGGAGUGCCGGAGGUUAGCCAUCACAGACCUAUCCUGAUGGGUGGAUCAUUUUUUGUGGGUGAGAAUGCGGAGCUCAUUUGACUACAGACCACAAGGCAGUCCUUGUGUCCACGUGCGGAUGACUGUAUGUCUCUUUACUUCCCGCAGCGCCAUGAUUCUGCAGUGCCGUCUGCUCGUUGGGGCUUGGUUCUUCUUUUUAUCAUCCACUGGGGCCAGCCCCGCAGACGAGAGCGGCACAAGGGGCAGCCGCACCGACCAGGGAGACGCGGCUUUGGAUGAGAAACACCAAGACACUUACGGAACUUUUGCUUCGGAGUUCUAUGACCUGAGAUAUCUGUCUGAAGAAGGGUAUCCUUUUCCCACGGCUCCCCCAGUUGAUCCUUUUGCAAGGAUCCGUGCAGAUGAUUGUGGAAAAACUAAAGGAUGCUUUAGGUACGGCACGCCGGGGUGUACUGCGGAGACCUGCGACUACUUUCUAAGUUACCGUCGAAUUGGGGCGGAUGUGGAGUUCGAGCUGAGCGCUGACACCGAUGGAUGGGUAGCCGUUGGAUUCUCUUCUGACAAAAAAAUGGGAGGUGACGACGUCAUGGCCUGUGUCCAUGAUGAUAAUGGAAGGGUGCGCAUACAACAUUUUUAUAAUGUCGGCCAGUGGGCUAAAGAGAUCCAGAGGAAUCCAGCCAGAGACGAGGAAGGCGUAUUCGAAAACAACCGGGUAACCUGCCGCUUCAAACGCCCCGUAUAUGUUCCUAGAGAUGAGACCAUAGUUGACUUGCACUUAAGCUGGUAUUAUCUGUUUGCCUGGGGCCCUGCAAUUCAAGGCUCCAUAACACGGCACGAUAUCGACUCGCCUCCAGUUUCAGAGAAUGUCGUCAGCAUUUACCGUUACGAAGAUAUUUUCAUGCCGUCGGCAGCCUACCAGACCUUCUCCUCUCCCUUUUGCCUUCUUCUGAUUGUAGCGUUGACUUUCUACCUGCUAAUGGGAACCCCAUAACAUUGUAUUUGUUACCCUUUGGAUCUGAGAAUAGAUGGACAUUGUGUGCUCUCUUUUGUGCUUGACAUGUUAUGUCCUGUUCUGCUGGAACAACAGGUAAUAGGUUACAUGUUCAUCCAGCAGGGACUUCAUAUUUUACAGACCCAGAAGGUAUCGGUAAAGCUAAUGUGGGUUAACUAGUCGCUAAUCAUGUGCCAAGAAAAAGUAAUUGUUAGAAAGCUUAACCCAUUGUGUUUAAUAUGAGGUAGCCAUCAUAUAUAGGGUCUCUUACAUUUGGGCCUCAUUCACACAGCUGUAUUUAUCCGUAUUUUUUUCAAGAUGCAGACCCAUUCUUUUCAGUGGGGCCACAAAAGAAGACCAACAGCACAUGGGGUGCACCACAGCCAUAUGUCCAUUCUGCAGUCCCACAAAAAAACACAAAAAACAGAAGAUGUCCUAUUCUUUAGUUUUGUGGACAAGAAUAGGUAUUUGUAACAUAGUGCAGGACCUGCGGAAGGGAAGCGGACGGCAAAACGUAUACGGCCGUGUGCAUGAGGCCUUAGUUUCCUUGUGGCAGCUAAGUAAGAUUUUAUAAUUUGAUGUUUUUAAACUGCAUAUCUCUGUCAUUUAGGUUUCCAAACCACAAUACCCUGAGUAUUAUAGGAACAGGUUUCCUGACAUAAAACGCCAUCAUAGAUUAUUUUAUGACACAAUUUUGACUCGCCAGGUUGUCAAAAGGCAGCUCAUGCUAUAAAAGUAUUUACUUAAAGGGGUUUUCUAGGAAUGAUUUAAAAUGGCCACCAGCAACCUGUCUUAGAAUGUGAGCAGGACUGGUUGUAUCCACUUGUAUAGCUGCCUGGGGGGUGAGGGUAAUGUAUGUUAAUGAUGGGAUCCUGCCUAUAAUAUACCAUCAUGGCUGAGCAGCCUGACAGGAACCCUCACCAAUGUGUAGUAUAAGCAAGAGCCAGAGCGUAGUAUGUAGUGAAGCCCUAACCUUCAGGCAGCUCUAGAAGUGGAGGCAACCAGUCCUGCCCACAUUCUAGGGCAGGACGCUGGUGGCCAUUGUAAAUCAUUCCUGGAGAACCCCUUUACAUUAGCAUCUUUCACCACUUCUGACAUGUCAACGGUUUUAGUAAAGACUCGUGUUUCUCGUGAAAUAAAAAUUAUGGAACAUCGUUUAUCAUAACUCCGCAUUGUGCCGUUCUUCUGUUACUCCUUCUAGAAAUUUAUGAAUAAAUUGACAACUGGGUGUUCCUUUACCUGUGUAGGGAUAUACCCCUUCGCUUCAUUUAUCGGAGGGCUAUGUCCUACACAGUCUCUCACUGUGGUAGCACGCACUUGUCUGUUUACUCCUAUAUUUCUAAGAGGAGCACAAGCACAUUGCAGAGAUAUAAGAAAACAUGCUCCAGAAAUGGAAUGGGGGAUGCAGCAGUUUUGACAGGCUCUCUUUAAAGGGAAUUUCAAAGUGGCCUCCAACAACCCGUCCUAGGAUACAACUAGGACUGGUUGCCUCCACUUGUAGAGCUUCUCAGGGGUAAAUGGCAGGGGCUUGCGAUGCCUACUGUCAUUUUACAUUGAAUGCUGAGGUUUGCUGUCAGGCUGCUCAGGCUGACUGCAUAUCACAUGCAUGAUCGCUCCACUAGGGACUCUGCUGAACACUAGAUAGUAAUGAUGUGAUCCUGUGUGUGAGAUGCUGUCAUGGCUGAGCAGUCUGAUAGGGAAGUGGAGGAAGGAUGUAGUCCUACUCCCCGAUCCUCUCAGGCUGCUCAGCCAUUAUGGCAUAUUGCAUCAUUACCAUCUUGUAGGCCAUACAAGAUUCAUGGACAAGAUUGGAUUCCAUUACAGAUUACCCUCAUUUGUGAUGUCUGAAUAUAUAUUCACCAUCCACAAGCAGCCAUGAAUAAAGAGGCUGGCCAGGUGCCAUGUAUAUCUCUAGUCUAUAAUACUGUACACCUUUGUAGCUACUGAGCAGGAACCUGGACAUCAUUCCUUCCAAACCAGGCAAUUCAGUACAGUAGCAAAUAUAUUUUGCUGUAGUGUCAAAUCAUUAGCUAAUUUUUAGAUAGAAUAUUUUAUGGGUUUAUGGUAUUAUUCCUAGGCUUUUGUAGGACAGGGAAGGGGUUAAUAUGCGCGACCCUGGUGAUCUAGGGCAGAUGUGUUCACCUUAUCUCUGAACUCCUGACAGCUCAUAAACACUAAUUUAUAGUAAUUCUUAGCAUUUUAAUGAUAAUAAGGCUGAAGUAAGUGUUUAUCAGCCGUCAGGAGUUCAGAGGUUCAUCGAUAAGGGCUACACGUGAGAGCUGCUGGAUUCAAUGUAAAAUAGAAAGCAAGGCUGUAGAACAAAAGCUGUUGAUAGUAACUG